Messenger RNA from Aegilops tauschii subsp. strangulata, 3787 nucleotides. NCBI's taxonomy places the organism in Eukaryota, Viridiplantae, Streptophyta, Magnoliopsida, Poales, Poaceae. The record is from RefSeq and is a predicted model, not a curated record.
AUCAGUUUUGAACCUCUCGUUCGCUCUUAUCCACUUUGCUGUCUUCUCCUACCUUCCGACUCCUUCCCGAUCUAGAUCCUCUUCUCCAGCUCCGAUCCGAUCGCUGGCGAAACCCAGCCGCCCCUAGGGCGUGACAAUCUCCCAGCUGCGCAGAUGCCAGUGGACACCAGCACUCCCCUGGAGGCUGACGACGAUUUGGAAUCUGGAUGCUGCACACACUGGCUGAAGCUUGCGGCGACUCAGAUGACCUGACGAGGCAAUAGAUGUUCCUGGUGACCGAAACUGGGAUUGGGAGACUACAGAGCACAUGCAGUGAAGGCAAUGUUGACAAGCAACUCUGUUGAGAUAGGCACCGCGUUUGCAUCCUGCAAGUAAACUUUGAACCGCAUAUUGGCAGCGUCAUCCAGCUUGUUCCAGCACACAGAAUCAAUCUACUCUCGCACGUCUAGACAGUGCUGGGUUGGUGGAUGCUGUAGACAGACAAUGAGAAAAGUGUAACCUCCUUUCCCCUCUCGCACGUCUCUCCUCACCUACUCUCUUCUUCCUCGAUUCCUCAUCUCCUCUAGUUCGGGCCGUGACAAAAUCCACGUCUAGACAGUGGGCAACAUCUAAAAUUCAUGAUCGUUGCAGAGGACUGCAGCUGAGCUUCUUAAGGUAAUCACUGCAGAGGACUGCAGUUGAGCUUCUUAAUGUAAUCGCUUCAGAGGACUGCAGCUGAGCUUUCUUCAGGAUGCUUUGAACCAAUCAUCCACACAGUGGCAUCUUUGAUUCAAAUAAAUCCCAUUGGAAUUCUGAGAAGUGGGCUUCUUUUAAAUGUUUUCGUAUAAGAACCUUUCUUUAUUCAAAGGAAUUAUAUGGAAUUUUGGAGUACUCUGUUCUUUGGGACUUCCCCCCUAUACAGCAUGUUUGAUUUGUUGGACUGAGAACCAUAUGAAUUUCACGUGCAAUUCAAAAGACUAUUUCACGUGCAAUUCAAAAGAAGAGUCUAACCUCAUGGGUUUGUUCCAUUCAAAAGUGACAUGUUAAGUGUUUGUGACAUGUCUCAUGCUAAAGCGUAGCGCUGUCUAAUGUUUUCCUAAAAGUGUAGUAUAGUAAUAGUAUUGAAAAAGAAGUAUAUUGUCAUGAGCGAUGAGAAUCUAAGAGCCAGAUCUAAUAGACUCAUGAAGAAUGCAUUUUUUCUUGUUUUAAGGGUAUUGUGUUUGUAACUGCAAAUGGAUCACCGAACUAUUACCUCACAAAAAGUACUGGAGCGUAUUCUAUUUGAUGAAAGCGCAGAACCAAAGGCCCUAUCGUUAUCACUUCUGGAGCACAUCACCAAUAGUUUCUCUGAUGACAAAGAAAUUGGCUGUGGUGGCUUUGCAACGGUUUAUAAGGGAGUGCUUGACAAUGGCACUGUUGCUGUGAAGAAGCUUUGCGAUAUGGUUGAUAUGGAUGAGAAGAAAUUCAGCGAAGAAAUUCGUCGUCUGAUGAAGGCAAAGCACAAAAAUAUAGUACGGUUCCUAGGAUAUUGCUCUGACACACAAGGGGAAAUGGUAGACUGCGAGGGAAAACUUGUCUUAGCAGAUGUACGACAAAGGCUACUCUGCUUUGAAUAUCUACCUAAAGGCAGUCUAGAUAAGCACAUCACCGAUGUAUCUUGUGGACUUGAAUGGAGAAAGCGCUACCAAAUCAUCAAUGGAAUUUGUGAUGGUUUAUAUUAUCUUCACCAAAAUCACAUCGUUCACUUGGAUCUUAAACCGGUAAAUAUACUGCUAGAUGAUAAUAUGUUGCCGAAAAUUGCUGAUUUUGGUCUAUCGAGGUGCUUUGAUGAAAAGCAAAGCCAGGCUAUUACAUCAAAACUAAUUGGAACUAUAGGAUAUUUGGCACCAGAAUUUUAUACGCGCAAACAGAUCACAUUCAAGUUAGACAUUUAUAGUCUUGGUAUGAUAAUCAUAGAGAUACUAACAGGAGACAGGGGACAUGCUGAUAUUGACAAUGUACUUGAGAGGUGGAGAAGUAGGUUGGAGAAAUCUCAGGGAGACAGACAACUGGUACAAGUACGAGUAUGCACUGAGAUAGCGAUUGAGUGCGCUGACUUCAACCCGGCGAAACGACCAGAUACUCAGCAUAUAAUUGAUAGGCUCGGCGAAACAAGAAAUGCGGAUGAGUUCGCUACUGAAACUGGGGCGAGUAGUAGUUCAUCAGUAGCAAAGUCAGGAGCUGUGGCCCCUGGUCCCACAAUUGGUCCAGAGAAUACAAUGGCUAAUGAGUUAGAGAAGUUGACAGAAGGACUAUAUGAUAUGACAAAAAACCAGCGUUUCAGUUUGAUGCCCGAUGAUAGCUCUAAUGUGCAGCAAGAAACUGACAUAGGAAACACAUCAUCAGAUGUGGAAGAAUCACUGAUCAUCGGGAGGACUGAAGAAAGAGAUAACAUAGUGGCUACUUUAUCUGGGAGUAUCUCACCCGAGUUCACUGUCCUUCCAAUAUAUGGCUUUGGAGGUAUUGGUAAGACAACGUUAGCCCAACUAGUUUUUGAUGAUGCUCAGUUUGCAGGUUACUCUAAGGUUUGGAUCUAUGUGUCCCAAAAUCUCGUCCUGAAUAAAAUUGGCAACUCUAUAAUAUCACAGCUAUCAGAGGAGAGCCAUGUAGCUGAAAGGCAGAUGAUACAUAUUAAACUCAGAGAGCUACUUGCUGGUAAGAAGAUUCUUAUUGUCUUAGAUGACGUGUGGGAGAAGAAUCCAGAUACACUAAAAUCUCUGAUUGCUAUGUUAAGGGUUGGUGCGGGCAGCAUGGUGACAGUUAUCGUAACCACAAGAGAUGAAGCAAUUGCAAGGGAAAUUUGUCAUACAGUUGAGCCAUACGAGCUAGAGACUUUAACAGAUAAAAUCUGCUGGAAAAUAAUAAAACAGAAAACUGCCUUUAAAGAUCGAGUUGACAAAAACCAAUUGAAGCAUAUAGGAAGGGAGAUUGCAAUCAAAUGUGGGGGUGUGGCCUUAGCGGCUCAAUCACUUGGAUACACGCUGAAGGGGAAGACGCCUGAUGAGUGGGAGUCACUCUGCGAGAAAUAUGUCAUGCAACUUUUGGGGAUGUCCUUCCUUCAGUAUUCAAAGACACCUAUGAAUGAUAGAUGGCGAGACAAAGAUGUUACAGUGUUCACGAUGCAUGACCUAGUGCAUGAUCUCGCAAGAGCAAUCUUGGCCGAUCCAGUAAACAAUAAGGGCAGUGUUGUGGGAAACGGAUGCCUUUAUGCAUUUCUCACAGAUUGUAGCAAGCCAUUGCAGUUAUCCGCGACUUCUUCUGCAAAUAUAAAGGCGUUGCAUUUUCUAGACUCUGGCAAAUUAGAACUCCGUGGUGAUGCCUUUUCACUAGGUACAUGCCUCCGUGUCUUGGAUUUAAGUGAAUGCCUUAUACGGAAGUUGCCAGAAUCUGUUGGUCAACUGAAACUAUUGAGGUUUAUUCGUGCUCCAAGGAUCCGAGAUCAGAUGAUUCCUAAUUGUAUCACCGAGCUCUCAGAAUUAAAUUACCUCAACCUUAGAGGCUCUCAUAAUCUCUCAGCACUGCCGGAGUCAAUUGGUGGUAUGAAAGGUCUGAUGCAUCUUGAUCUAUCAGGUUGCCAUGGAAUACGUGAACUCCCAAAAUCAUUCGCGGAACUGAAGCAGUUGGUGCAUUCACUAGUAGGAAAAGGGGCUUUUACCCCGGUUCAUAAGGGCCUUUAGUCCCGGUUCAGGAACCGGGACUAUGCGAUGGGCGAACGACGGGAAUUGAACCCGCGCAUGGUGGAUUCACAAUCCACUGCCUUGAUCCACUU